AUGAGCAACGCCGUAGAUUCCUUAUUGGCUCGCCUUAAGAUACCGGAUUUGAUUCCGAAGUUCCGGGAGAUGAAGGUGGACCGCAUCAUCAACUUGCGCAAGCUGAGUGAAGAGGAGCUUCGUGAGGCGGUUCCCGACGAAGCACAGCGGAACCUCAUUCUCCACGCCAUCAGCAACCGCGGAACGCACAACAAGAAACAGCCGCCACAGGCGGCAAACAUCAAUCCCCCACGCAACACGGAUGACAGCAACCGCGGCGGCAUGCCGUUCCCACGUGGGGCGCCGCGUGUUGGUGGUGGCGGCGGUCAUGGCGGCAGCGCUGGUGGACGCGGCGGCGGUGAAAACAACGCGCCGUUCCCCGGCCGCCAGCGCGUGUGCAAUCACUUCUUCUCCGGCGACUGCAAGUUCGGCGACAGCUGCCGCUAUAGCCAUGACAGAGCGCUUUACCAGAAGGAAAUGGCAGAGGGUGGCUCGCGGCGUCCCAACGAGGUGGUGGGCAAUUCAGAGGACUACAGCGAGGUGUGUGAGAUUCCCACACACCGCAUCAAAUUCCUGCUUGGCAACAAGGCAGAGCGCCUCAAGCAGAUUCACAGCAAGUUUCACACACACAACAAACCAUUUAAGCACGUCGAAUCGACCGUUGAGAAAUUUGAGUUGAUAGUAUACGGCCCCGACGCUCAAUCCGUGCAGCAAUCAAAGCAGAUGAUUCUGGCUUACGUGGGAGUGAAAAGAGAGGAGGAGCAAAAGAACCGCCUGAUGUACGCCAUCAACGAACUAGGCAGCAACCAACGCGCUGCCAAGCUUGUAGCUGCCUGCAACAUUAAGAAUGAAGGAACAGUGCGUGAGCUCUCGGAGGCGUCUCUAAGGAACAUUGUAUCCUUUUUCCGCUUCGAGAAGCAGCAAGACAUUCGUCACUUCUGGGUUAACACCGGCAACGAGCGGAACAAGCUGGAAACUAUCGCUACAAUAGUAGCCCAGUUGCGGGGCGUGCAGGCUAUCAUGUUUUGUGACCAGAAGCGCGUGAUCGAAAUGAGUAAGGUUGCGUCGAAGAUCACGCGGUACUUCAACGGUAUCACUCCUCUGUUCAUUCAUCGUAGCCUUCCAAAAGAGGAGCGCAUGAAGCUGCUGCAAGAAUUCAAGGACGGUGAGGAGAAUGAGAACGGCAUUCGCGAACGUUUGCUUGUCACAAAUGAGGAUUAUGCAAAAUUGGCCCGAAAGACCCUCGUCCCGUACGUCAACCUUAUCAUCAACUAUUCAGUGCCACGGACAGAGGAGUACUAUUUGCUUCAGUCGCUCGUCGCGGGGCGCAGCGACACUGUGGGAGUCUCUAUCCUGUGUGUUAGCCCGUACGAGCAAUCCGUGUUCCAUGAACUGCAACAGAAUAUCCCGUUUCAAGCGCUCGAGGACGAGAACAGCUUCAGGGAUACAGCGGUGCAGCUGGUGUACGACACUGUUUCCAACCCACUCACCACGGAUGACGCCGACCCGCCGAAGGACUGGCGAGAGAAGAUGAACCAGCCUAAGGGGGAAACCGGGUGA
This is a messenger RNA of Trypanosoma grayi, 1539 nucleotides long. RefSeq lists its product as hypothetical. Gene Ontology annotation, molecular function: metal ion binding; translation initiation factor activity. The record is from RefSeq and is a predicted model, not a curated record. The transcript has a single exon. The coding region runs from base 1 to 1539 and encodes 512 amino acids. Lineage: Eukaryota; Euglenozoa; Kinetoplastea; Trypanosomatida; Trypanosomatidae. Gene Ontology annotation, cellular component: cytoplasmic stress granule. Gene Ontology annotation, biological process: cytoplasmic translational initiation.